Molecule: messenger RNA, 1889 nt
Organism: Punica granatum (pomegranate)
Lineage: Eukaryota; Viridiplantae; Streptophyta; Magnoliopsida; Myrtales; Lythraceae
Source: RefSeq, a predicted model, not a curated record
CUGUGUCGUCAAACGCUCAAAGCUUUGCCCGGAAAAGCGAAAAAGGCUAACUUUACUGAUUCUUUCAGAUCUUUUGACAGUUUUUGCUCAUCAAAGGUGAAGCCUUUGAUUCUUCCGCCAUUGAAAUGAUUCAAGCUUGAUACAGCACAUCGCUGCUGCAACAGCUGAGAGCCGAGAAUGGCGAUCAUAACGGAGAUGCCGGAAGAAGAAGUAAGACAGGAACCUCAGACAAGACCAGAGCCUGAGCAGAAGAGACCGAAACAACAAGACCCAACAACGCCACCGACCCUACAAUCCCCGCCGGCGAAUCCGUUCGUCUUCUGGUGUUACUUCACUCUCACUGUCUCCUUGAUCACCUUCCUGUUCGCCUCUUUCUACUCUCCCUCCCCUCCAGACCCCAAGUCCUGGUUCCUCAGCCUCCCCGACCCGCUUCGCCACCAUUUCGCGAAGGGCCGGUUCGUAAAGAUCCAGACUUUUCCGGAUUCGAGCCCCGUCGAGGUCUUUGCGGUCGAGAAAGGCCCGAUUGGGGGCGUGAACGUGCUGCUAAUACACGGACUCGGCGUGAGUUCUUAUUCCUUUAGGAGUGUUAUUGAGUCUUUGAGCUCCAAAGGUGUCCAUGUAGUCGCCAUAGAUUUGCCCGGAAGUGGGUUCUCCGAUAAGUCCGUUGUCGUGGAGGAAGAGGUGGAAGUUGGGGCUUUGGGGAGGUUUUGGGAUGUGUAUGGUGACAUAAAGGAGAAGGGUGUGUUCUGGGCAUUUGAUCAGAUAAUCGAGACCGGGCAGAUGCCGUACCAGGAGCUCGAUAAGCCCCGCAUUUCUCGUAGGAAGAGUGUGAAGGUGCUUGAAUUGGGCUCCGAAGAAAUGGGCAGGGUCCUGACUCAGGUGAUCCAGACCAUGGGGUUGGCUCCUGUUCAUUUGGUCCUUCAUGACACAGCUUUGUCAAUGAGUGCCAAUUGGGUCCUGAGCAGCUUAGGUCUUGUAAGGAGUGUGACUCUGAUCGACACCGCACCGAAUCCCACACUGCCCCUGUGGGUCCUCUCGAUGCCUGUUGUGGGGGAUGCUGUGUUGGGGGUCUCUUACUUGUAUAAUAGGCUGAUUGACUCGUUCUGCAAGAAGGGCAUGAGUAGUUUAGAUGCCGAGGCACAUAGAGUUCUUCUUAAAGAAAGAGAUGGAAGAAGAGCAGUUCUUGGGAUGGGAAGGAAGUUGAAUAGCAGCUUUGAUGUUGCUGAAUGGGGCGGUUUGGAGGAGUUGAGCAAGACGCCAAUUCAAGUUCUUUGGUCCAGCAGUUACUCCAACGAAUGGAGCGAGGAGGGGAAUCGAAUCUCAAAUGCGAUUCCACACGCAAAGUUUGUUGCCCAUUCGGGCGGUCGAUGUCCUCAGGAAGAUGCUGCUGAUGAGCUAGCGGAUAAUAUUUUCGAGCUCGUGUCUUCUAUACCAAAAACUGUCCGAAAGGUCGAGGAAGAGCAUCUUCCCGAGCACAUUCAAAAGAUGUCCGAUGAAGCUACAAGCAAAGAUGAUCACAACCACCAUCAUCAAGGUCAUGGUGCUCAGGAUCACCACCAUGGCCACGGUCAUUCUCACAUGGGGGGAGCUGGAGGAUACAUGGAUGCUUACGGGCUGGGGGGUGGAUGGGCUGAGUGAUAGCACAGCCUCGUUGAUGAUCGAUCUUCAGCCCGGAAUUAGACCCAAGAAAUCCAUAGUUUUUGGGUGUCGCGGAAUUCGCUUUUUAUAUGAGCAUUGUUUGUUGUAUGAGAUGCAAUAUAUCUUCGUCAAACUCUUUUUGUAGCGUUGUACUGCCUAUUCUCUUUGGUUAAUUUCAAUAGAUUGUGACACACGCAUACACAAAAUCUUCUAUUCGAAUGUUUUCAAUAGAGAAGUAAAUUAUACCUUUC